GCACAUGACACUCAUGAAUAAAAUACGAUACAUGUUUUUCCAAUUUUAACUUCCGUAUUAGAUAUUUCAAUCGGAAUGUAAGCAAACAAGUGAACAAAUAUGGAUGUUUUAUUAUAUUUUACUUUUGUGACAAUUAUUGCCAGUUUGGAGACAGAUAAUCAUGUGGAGGCGGCUUGUAACACUGUACCCCCAAACACCGGACAAUGCAAACUGGCGCUCCAGGUAAUAAGUGGGACAGCAUGUUAUUCUGGCUCUCAUACUAAGUUGGCAACCAUUUCUUGUGAUGCCUUGUAUUCCUUUGAUUCAGCAACUACAUUUACGUGUAAUAAGGAUAGUAAUAACUAUUACUGGACACCAAAAGCAACAGCAACGUGUCUUUUAACAGCAUCGACUCCGACAAGUUUGUUCACAUUGAAAAUUUUGUCGUCGGAGAGUACCAUGUUUCCGACAGUCAUAAAUUCAGAUGAUAUAGAAACGCCUCAAUUGACUACACACACAAUGAUGUCUCACACAGAAACAAUGACAAGCAGCACCGAUGUUCAGAUAGAACCAUCAACUGUCAACCAAGCUACAACCUCUGUCAGACAUUCCUCAGUACGCUCAUCAACAAUAACUGCUUCUGCAGUCAUAGUAACACCAGACCCAGCUCAAUCACGUGAAGUAAAAGAUGCAGAUAUAAACGCUGUAUAUGUUGCUGUUCCAGUGGUUAUAUGUGCUAUUGCAUUGUUAUUAGGAGUUGGUAUCUUAUGGUGGAGAAGAAGGAAUCAUAAACCUACAGCUUUAUUUGAAAGGCGCGAACCUGGCUCUUUAAUAACAAACCAAGUAUACGGAGCGAAUGCCAUAGACAGAAAUUGUUCUUUAAUGAAUGUGCGUCAAUCAAGAGUGAAUGAGUACGCAGAAAUACCUUUAGACAUAAUUAAUUCAGAUGAAACCGUAGGAGAUACUUAUCAAACAAUAGACAUUUUACCUGAAGACAAGACUGGCGCGAAGAAAUCGUAUGAUAACUUCAAAUUAUCAGAGACGGAAUUUAUUGAUACAAACUACUCUCAUAUCGGUUUAAACAGUAUGCGAAAUAAUACUCACGCUGAUAAUACAUACUCUCAUACACAAUUGGAGAAUGUGACACAGAAACCUGAAAUAACUAUCAAUGGUGAUGAUACGUAUAACAAGUUUAACACAACAACAUUACCUCAAAGAAGAUGUCAAGAUACAGAAAGCUCAGACACUGAGUACAGCCAUGCUCAUGCUGGACGCCACGACCCUGAAAACGAGGCUGAUAAUUAUUCUCAUCUGAACACAAAUAUGCGAACACCCGGAACGUCUACCGAAAAACCGGAACACCAAUGUGAAGAUGGAAUGACAAAUAAGAAUAGCAACAUUCGACAGCUAUCUGCUAAGGAUCUUCCAUCAAAUACAGGAUAUGAAUUCGCAAAAGAUUUUGAUAAUCUGCAAACUAGAAGUGAAGCACCCGAGUACGCAAAGGUGACAAAAAAGAAAACUGCUUUUAACGAAGCUCAUAAUGCAGGUAAAGGUUACGAAACGGCUGUCGGUACAACACAUAAUUAUCUUAUUUUAGAACCAGACACAAAUCCAGCACCCAGUUCAACAUUGUUUAAAGUUGUUGAAGACGUGUCCGCGGAGACUAACGAAAUGCCUGAGGCAGAAACGGGGCAUGAAUAUUUCACAUUAGAAAAACAAGAUAUCUAACCUUUUUAGCGUACAAAAUACUUUGUUUGAUAUACAUAGACUAUUUUAAAUAUUUUGGAUAUUUAAUACUAUUAAAGUGUAUGGACCGUGUAAAAUGUCAAUAGUAUUACACUACCGAAAGCGACUUAUCCAAUAUAGUUUUGACAGCUGUAUACUCGUUCAAUAAAAUUCAAUAUUGUACUCAUAAAUGUAUAAUGACCUCAUAUCGCAUGUUCUACUAUAAAAUCGUAGUAAUAGUUUAUAAACUUGACGACAUUCUGGCGAUUUGUUAUGUAAUUUGCUUUUAAAUAAAUCAUACGUUUCAUCGGUUGA
Molecule: messenger RNA, 2019 nt
Organism: Ruditapes philippinarum (Manila clam)
Lineage: Eukaryota; Metazoa; Mollusca; Bivalvia; Venerida; Veneridae
Exons: 8
Coding region: 100-1707 (535 amino acids)
Source: RefSeq, a predicted model, not a curated record